GCCGCCCAAUCAUAAUACUCUUCCUUGAGUUAUCUUAUCAGAUAGGCUGCUUUCGUCCACUCAUCAUCCUCGAAUUUCCGUCUCGAGCAUGCCCGUCUCUCUCUCAGACCUCGAGGCUGCCAUUCGAAAUGCAAUCCCUGUCGCACAUCUAGAGAUUGACGACCAGUCGAGUGGCUGUGGAGAGAACUAUGCGGUUCUGAUCGUGAGCGAGGCAUUCGAGGGCAAAUCCACCCUUGCAAGACAUCGGUUCAUUAAUGAGGUCCUAAAGGCUCAGAUUGCACAGAUGCAUGCUUUCUCUCAGAAGACGUUCACGCCAAAGCAGUAUGAAGCAUAUCUACAAAAAUCCUCAUGACAGAAUAUUAGAGAUGGCGAUCAUGAUACCUUUUGUGUCCAUAACGAAUCGAAGGGUGUAGCUUCAAGGCAGAAUAGAAGUGUGUAAAUGUAUCUAUAAUGUACAAUCAUGGAGUACAGGUCCAAAACCGAAAAUGGAUGUCAUGCGAAGUGGAUACCAACGUCGUGGAAUGAUGACAGUAAUCUGAGACGCAUCCCAUGUCAACAGGAUAUACUUUAUUUCAAACUCUGGACUCACUUUAGAAGAUCAUCGACGUCCAUUUUUGCUGCGCGAUGUUCUGAGAAACCAGAAUCCUCAAGGACCAGUUCGACUUUCUUCUUGAUGUCAAAGUCAUCCUCGACCAUCUAGCAAGAACCAGUCAGUUAUGUUAGGCCAGGUCAAACCUUCUAAACUUACAACAUCGUUUGCAGCCGCC
This is a messenger RNA of Somion occarium, 767 nucleotides long. The record is from the annotation of a GenBank genome assembly. NCBI's taxonomy places the organism in Eukaryota, Fungi, Basidiomycota, Agaricomycetes, Polyporales, Cerrenaceae.